Molecule: messenger RNA, 213 nt
Organism: Chionomys nivalis (European snow vole)
Lineage: Eukaryota; Metazoa; Chordata; Mammalia; Rodentia; Cricetidae
Product: ATP synthase subunit e, mitochondrial-like
Exons: 1
Coding region: 1-213 (70 amino acids)
Biological process (GO): proton motive force-driven ATP synthesis
Molecular function (GO): proton transmembrane transporter activity
Source: RefSeq, a predicted model, not a curated record
AUGGUGCCCCCAGUUCAGGUCUCUCUGCUCAUCAAUCUCGGCCGAUACUCAGCCCUGGUCCUCGGCAUGGUCUACGGCACCAAGCGCUAUAGUUACUUAAAGCCCCGGGCAGAGGAGGAGAGGAGGAUGGCAGCGGAGGAGAAGAGACUAGAUGAGCUGAAACGGAUUGAAAGAGAACGGGCAGAAGCUCAAGAUGACAGCAUACUCAAGUGA